AACCUCCCUCGUCUUCCUCCUCUUGCACCUAGCUAAACACGAACAGAGUAUAGCUAAGCUAGCCAGCUGAUCAUCAGUAAGCCGUAGCCGCCAUGGCGAGUGGAUUCUUCCACCAGCUGGAGGUGAUCAUCAUCAUCCUUUGCUUCUUCCCUACUUUUCCAUCCUUCGCCUCCGGGAGGUACUCGCCACACGACGGCGCGACGGCGACGUGGGCGGGGCAUCAUCAUCAGCUGCAGGUGGCGCGCGACCACCCUCGUGGCUGCGGCGGCGGCGGCGGCCUCGCCGAAUACUGUUGGGUUGCGCGGCCGCAGGCGAGCGUGGCCUCCGUUGCAACCUUUGUCUCUACUGCCGGCGCGGCGUCACCCCAUCAGGCAUCUUUGCAGCCCGGUGAUUUCAACUGCUCCGUGCUGUCCGGGUUCGUGACACGUCCUGGUUGCUCUCCGCUGCCGGCGUUCGCCGCGGCGGCCGGCAAGUCGUCGUCCCACCGCACUGUCACCGGCGGCCUACCGGAGCUCGACUCCGAGCUGGCGCUACUGGCCAUGAUCAUCGUGCUAGCUGAUCGAGCGACGGACCGGAGGAAGAAGAAGAGCGGAAGGGCGAGAUACUCCGUGGCGGCGAUAGGCGCCCUUCUGGUCAUGCUGCUGCGGCAGGUUCCGCAUCUGCAGCACCGGUGGCAGAUGCAACACGCUCAAACUGCACCAAUGAUCCCAACAUGCCCAAGCAUUUUCGGUGCAACCCCCAUCGUAAUUAAGCCCCGUGCUGCACAGUGAUCAGGCUCUCUUCAAUACAGAUGUUCACUAUGGAAGAGAUGCUUAUAAGUUAUCUGAUACUAGAGUAUAGAAAUACUCAAAACAUGUACGUGAGGAUUAGUGGAUGCUAUGAUACAUUAAUAUCUUGUUCAUGCUAUUACCUAUCAAUGGAAUAUCUUUGUCACGUUUAAAUA
This is a messenger RNA of Oryza sativa Japonica Group (Japanese rice), 943 nucleotides long. RefSeq lists its product as uncharacterized. NCBI's taxonomy places the organism in Eukaryota, Viridiplantae, Streptophyta, Magnoliopsida, Poales, Poaceae. The record is from RefSeq and is a predicted model, not a curated record.